AUGGGAUACAGGGGUCGCUCCAGGCUGACCCUGUUCUCUUUACUGUUGAGGGCGCUGAUGCUGCUGGCUGGAGCACAGAGUAAUUCCAUCACAACGUCGGACUCGUCCCAGGGAGUGUGUACAGUCAAGGGGCGUGUGUUCACACAGAGGAACUGGUACGGGUAUAUUGUUCACAAGGCCUUCAACAGAGACUACGCCAAGAUCCAGUACCAGAUCAUGUACCCAAUCAAGGAGUGCUGCGCCAACUUGCUCAUCUAUUACGACGACCAGGUCAAGCAGUUGCGCCCCUCCAUGACCUGCGAGCAGCGGUUAGCCGUCCUACCUGCAGAUAACAACCAGGUGAUACCUCUGAGAACUACCAAUGACUCCAGUGGCUGCACUUUGUGGAAUGAAAAAGGAGAAGACUUUUAUGUGUGCCUGGGAGAGAGAAUCUUCAGGUCGUCCGUGCCCAGGACCUGGUUCUUUGCCCUGAGCCAUUGCGAGCACGAAGGACCCCUGAACCUGAAUUAUGUCUUCAAUAUCACAG
Messenger RNA from Candidula unifasciata, 526 nucleotides. NCBI's taxonomy places the organism in Eukaryota, Metazoa, Mollusca, Gastropoda, Stylommatophora, Geomitridae. The record is from the annotation of a GenBank genome assembly.